CCCCCGGCGGCCCGACCGCGCAGGUUCUGACCCGGCCACUCCCGGAGCGGCUGUCCAGCCCGGCGUCCAGCCCAUGGAGUCUCCGUCUGGCACGUUCUCCUGCUCCUGCUCCUCGCUCCUGUCCUCUUCUCCCGCCUGCCCCGUGAACAGUGACUUGGGUUCCCCCUCCCAUGGCGAGGGGGAGGAGAAAGGGGCGCGAGGCCCCAGCCCAGACCCUGCUCGGCCCAGGGGAGGUCAUCGUUCCAGCCCAGGUCCUGUCCGGUGCAGGCAGCGGCCCAAGGUGUCCAGCAGUCAACGUGAGGCGUCUCUCUGGGAACAGCCGGGCUGGCCUUCUCCGGCAGCAGGAUCUGGGGUGAAAAGAUCAAGGGAUGAUGACUCGGAGGCCAGUCUCAGUGCUGAGAGCUGUGGCACGGAAGGAGACCUGCUCUUUGCCCAGAAGUGUAAAGAGCUCCAGGGCUUCAUUCGCCCUCUCACAGACCUCCUGAAUGGGCUGAAGAUGGGGCGCUUUGAGAGAGGGUUGAGCAGCUUUCAGCAGAGUGUGGCAAUGGACAGAAUCCAGCGGAUUGUGGGUGUUCUGCAGAAGCCACAGAUGGGGGAGCGAUACCUGGGAACCCUGCUGCAGGUAGAGGGGAUGCUGAAGACUUGGUUUCCUCAUAUAGUUGCCCAGAAGCCGCUGCUGAGGAGCAGCAGGCAGCAGCUGACCAAGCAUUUUCCAAGCCACCACAGUUACCCAGCUGCUUCCUCUCCCGACCCUCCCGUGGAGAAGCUGGAGCAGGCUCAGCCUGGACAUACAGUGUUGAAACCACAGCAGCCGUGGCACCUCACUGAGUGGCCAACUAUGAACCUCACUUGGAUCCACACUACCCCGAUCUGCAACCCCCCCCUUAGUUCCCCGGGUACCAUCGCCAUCAGCCACGCUCCUUUAGACACUGGAACCAGCAUUGGCGUCAUCCUUUUCCUCCAACCUGGAAUGCAGCCCUUCACCCACUCCGCCCCAGCCACUCCAUCUCUGCCUACCACAGCAUCUCUCAUCACCCUUGGUGGCCCCAAGAAACUGUCUGGAGAAGAGUCUCGUUGCCGCAGUUUGCCAGUAACUCUGCCAUCAGACUGGAGCUGUCCCCUGCCUCCCCCUGGCCCACCCAGCGUGGCCAGCAAGGUGACAGUGGGUCACCUAGAACGGAGGAGAAGCCCCCCUCCAGGUGCUUCCCAUGGCCGGCUUCUCACCCCCUGACAGGACUUGGGACUCUGGUUUCUAAUUUGUGUAAAUCUCUCUCUCUUUUUUACUUUUAAUGUGUGCAUUUGUGUUGAGGGAAGAGAAAUCCUUUCUGAUUAAAACAAUUUUAUACCUAAGCAUUUUGCUGAUUACAGGAAAUUGGAAACCUUCUAUUUCAAAUACUGUACAUCCUCUGAGCGCCAGAGGAGGAGAAAGGGGCCGGAACGCUUGUGCAUGGGAGCGCCACCAUCUUAGACAUCUGGGCAGGCCCGCAGAAGCCUGCGAGGGA
Talpa occidentalis (Iberian mole) is the source of this 1502-nucleotide messenger RNA. RefSeq names its product circadian associated repressor of transcription (gene CIART). Gene Ontology annotation, biological process: negative regulation of DNA-templated transcription; circadian regulation of gene expression. Gene Ontology annotation, molecular function: RNA polymerase II cis-regulatory region sequence-specific DNA binding. Gene Ontology annotation, cellular component: nucleus. The record is from RefSeq and is a predicted model, not a curated record. NCBI's taxonomy places the organism in Eukaryota, Metazoa, Chordata, Mammalia, Eulipotyphla, Talpidae. Bases 74 to 1231 code for a protein of 385 amino acids. The transcript has 6 exons.